Exserohilum turcica Et28A is the source of this 2407-nucleotide messenger RNA. RefSeq lists its product as uncharacterized. Gene Ontology annotation, molecular function: protein binding. The coding region runs from base 120 to 2060 and encodes 646 amino acids. NCBI's taxonomy places the organism in Eukaryota, Fungi, Ascomycota, Dothideomycetes, Pleosporales, Pleosporaceae. The transcript is spliced from 3 exons. The record is from RefSeq and is a predicted model, not a curated record.
CAACGCCGUCCGACGACUGCAGCGACCGCAUCGCAGACACAUUCCCUGCCCACCCAGCCCCAACUGCCACUGCCUCGGCGGCCCCGCGAACCUGGCGAUCCCGCCGCCAGCGGGCGUCGAUGGCCAGCAUGCACGCGCCACACUCCACCACGACAGAUGCCACAACGCCGCCGCCGCCGCCGCUGCCGCUUGCUGCCCACCCAGCCCCGGCUGACUGCCCUCACUCGCCCGAUGCUCUGGCUGCUGCCGUGACGCUCGCGACACUGUCCGACUCCAGCCACGGUGACCAUGACACUGCCCACGACCACGGCCAUGACGAUCAAGACGUCGACGACGACGACGCAGAUGACAAUGGGGGGAUAUCAUUAGUCGGCCACCACCACUACUUCAUGGAAGCCAUGCCACCAUCACACGACACGGAUGCCGACGACGACGACCAUGUGUCGGUCGAUCUACACAUGCACGAAUUCCUUUCUCAAGUCCACUCCGUCUACGCCGCAUACCAGCCCUUUGAACUAUUUGAACCCUCGAGCGCGCCUCACCUUACCUCUACCACCCAUAUACCCACCUCGCCCGUCUUCAUGAGCCAUCUGUCUAGCGGCGACCCUGCACUCGAGCCGCCUCCCACGCUCAACGAACCCUAUCUGAGCAUCCAGGACAAGGGCGCAUUCUGUCCCAUCACCUCCUACUUCCACCACUACUUCAACUCGGACAAGGUCAUUGUUCCUGGCCUCGACCUCAUCCAGGUUCCAAGGACCAUUACCAGGGACGACCUCCAGUGCGACCGCUAUGAUUACCAGGGCAUCGACUGGGAGGCGCGCAAGACAAUGCGCUCGGCGAUUCGAGAAGCACGUUUUGAGUUUGAGAGUGGGAAGCUGUCGCCUGGCCUGAAGCAAGUUCGAAAGAACAUAACUUCCACGCCCAAUACAGACGUCUUCUUUAAGUUUGCAAGGAUCAACACUGCUCCUCGCGCCUUUGUCCCUCAUUUCCAGCUGCGGAACGUCUUGACAGCAACAUCUCGCAAUGACAUCUAUUACGCCUAUGGCCAUCGUGUCUUUCGUACAGACGCCGAAGGAAGCCCUGCAGAUGUCGUUGUAGACCUCAACAAGCGCAUAGCUUCCGACGGCUCAAUAACGACCAUUGCUUCCCAAGACAACGUCCUCAUUGCUGGCGCUUUCGAGGGCGAGUAUUCAAUCACUGACCUCUCUUCUACGUACGGGUCGCCAUGCACGUUUGGCCGUACCACAGACUAUGCAGCAGAUACAAAAUCACGGAUAGUCAAUCACAUGCAUCUCUUCCAUUCACGGCGAACCUACGCUCCGCAGGCUGCACUGUGUUCAAAUGACCAUCGCCUGCGCCUCUUGGACUGCGCCACAAACACUUUUACAAACACAUUUCUCUAUCCGGCUGCCGUCAAUUGCUCGGCCACUUCGCCCAACGGACGAAUGCGUGUAGUGGUUGGGGAUUUUCAAGAAACGCUCAUCACAAAUGCUGAAACAGGCGAAGCAUUUGAAACGCUAAACAGCCAUGCAGAUGAUGCGUUUGCGUGCGCAUGGGCAGACGACGGUAUCCAUGUUGCGACGGCAGCACAAGACUCCACCAUUGUCGUCUGGGACGCACGUUACUGGCGGGAGCCGCUCGCUGUCAUGAAGAGCGAACUCGCCGUCCCGCGAUCCCUGCACUUUUCGCCCAUCGGCUCUGGGCCCCGCAUUCUCGUGGCUGCCGAAGCCGACGACUACAUCAAUGUCAUCAACGCGCAGACGUGGGAGUCGAAGCAGGUUUUCGACUUCUUUGGGCCCAUUGGCGGUGCGUCUUUCACACCCGACGGCCAGUCGCUUUUCAUUGCCAAUGGCGAAAAGCGGUUUGGUGGCAUCAUUGAGCUGGAGCGUGCGGGCUGGGCAGGCCAGACGGCUCGGCGCAAGAGCUUCGAACACGAUGUGUGGGACGAUGUCACAACCGACUGGAUGCAUGGCGAUGCGCUGGGCGAUUGUGCAAGAGUACAAGGCGGCGACGUCGCGAGACGGCGACGCCACGUCGAUUUAAGCCAUGUUGUUGUAUGACAUGAGCACUGUAGAUGAACAGACUGGAGGGAAGACGAAAAUAUCUGGAGACCAUUUUCGUCCAUGAUUCUCUUCUCAAAUCACUAACAAUAUUUUGGGUAUCCUUGGUUUGGAUAUGGGGAAGAAACAGAGCAACUGGACUCUCUCUCUCUCUCUCUUCGAUCCAUGUAAUGUUAUUUCCCUUUGUUAUUUUAUUUUUCUCUUCUCUUCUCAUCUCAUUUCUCAUUUUACCUUCAGGGUUGCUGACAAUGGCAAAUUUUCGCAUGGAAGGGGUUUUUUGAACAAAAAAAGGAUGAUACCACGAUUGGCAGCAUCGGGCAUGUUGAGCCAACACACACACACACACA